AUGGCAUCCCACGUUGUCGUCAUCGCCACCGACCUGCGCCGGGCGACUGUCAAUGUCACUCCUGGGACAUAUCUCUCCGACGUUCUGGAUCAGGCUUGCAAGAAGCUCGGUCUCUCCAGCGACAAGUACCUACUCAAACACAAACAAAAGCAGGUCGAUCUCUCUUUGCCCUUCCGAACAUCAGGCCUAGCUGCAGGCGCAAAGCUCGAGCUCGUUCUUCGCUCCAACACCCCGUCCGCCGUACAAAUCGCUCUCCAGAUACCCCAACCCGAAGCUAAAGAAAUCCCAGGCGGUCGCUUAAUCAAAAAGUUCCCCUCCGACAUGACGCUGUGGAAAGUCAUGCGCCAGUUUGAAAGUGGUGAAGCGAGCGCGGGAAAGAAUGUCAACAUCACCGCGAGGGGUUAUGCGAAUACGACGAGCGGGAGUGGCCAGCUGUAUUAUGAAACCCCCGUCUUGAAUAUCAUGGGGAGGGAGUUUUCGACUUUUCCAGAGUUUCAGAAGACCUUGUUCCAGCUGGGGCAUAAUUCGGGCAAUGUGUUGAUUCGGUUAGGGUACAAAAAGACUGAACAGACGCUGGUUGAGGCCAUGGACAUGAUUAGUUCCUUCUUCAAAGACCAGGAUGAGGACGCGAAGCAGGGUGAAGCCAAGGCGGAGGCCAAGACGGAAGCCAAGGAAGUGCAUCAACCGCAGCAAGAUCAGCAGGAUACCUCCAUGGCAGACGGUGUGCCGGAACCGGCUGUCCCUCAAGAAGAUCCAUCACAGUCAAACCAGCCUGCCCUCUCGGCAGCACCGGUGGAACAAGAAGCUCCUCGAGACAACGGAGCAUCCCCUUCAUCCACAUCACAGGAUUCGUAUCAACCCGUCAAUGUCUUUCUGGCGCCAACAGGAGCCACGCCCGCGGCGGCAUUGGUGCCAGCCUCAGAGACCGACUUCAUCCCAACCGCCGCCCACGCUCAACUCCACCAAGCCCGACUUCUUGAGAGCACGCGGAACAAACGGCUCCUCUCAGACAAGGAACUGGAAGAGAAAGCCGCCGCUCAAGAGGCACGCAUCGCCUCCAUAAAGUCCAUCCUCGUCAGGGUGCGGUUCCCCGACAAUACCAGCAGCGAAUGGCAAGUCAGCCCCAGCGCGACGGGGGCGUUCUUGUACCAAGCCGUGCGACAUGUCAUGGCAGAUGCCACGCAGCAGUUUCAUCUCGUCCUCCCCGGCGGCAAGGACAUCAUUAAAGACGAUGGCGGGGAAAACCACAACCUCGUCAAGUCGUAUAAGCUAUCUGGCCGGGUACUCGUCAACUUAGUAUGGGAAGAUAGUGUCCCGGCACAUGUCAGAAAGCAGCCCUUCCUCAGAGCUAACGUCGCGAGGCAGGGACAAGCUGUCAAGGUGCCUGAUCUUCCAGCGGUCGAUGAUGCGCCUGAGCCGGGUCCUACCAAGGAGGCGGCAAAGUUAGAGGAUAAGAAGGACAAGGGGGAUGGGACGAAGAUCCCCAAGUGGUUCAAGCUGGGAAAGAAGUGA
Molecule: messenger RNA, 1512 nt
Organism: Metarhizium album ARSEF 1941
Lineage: Eukaryota; Fungi; Ascomycota; Sordariomycetes; Hypocreales; Clavicipitaceae
Product: GLUT4 regulating protein TUG
Exons: 2
Coding region: 1-1512 (503 amino acids)
Source: RefSeq, a predicted model, not a curated record